This is a messenger RNA of Leptopilina heterotoma, 812 nucleotides long. It is a transcript of the gene ND-ASHI, whose product is annotated as NADH dehydrogenase [ubiquinone] 1 beta subcomplex subunit 8, mitochondrial. The transcript has 4 exons. Bases 22 to 564 code for a protein of 180 amino acids. Gene Ontology annotation, cellular component: mitochondrion. Lineage: Eukaryota; Metazoa; Arthropoda; Insecta; Hymenoptera; Figitidae. The record is from RefSeq and is a predicted model, not a curated record.
GCAGGAGCAGUCAGGUGCAAAAUGGCGUCGAUCGCUAAAAUAAUUCAACUUUCAAAACAAUUAUCAGCAAAACCAUUAAAUCCAUAUUUUACUAGUAGUAUUCGAAAUGCAGUUCAUCUGAGAGAUUACAUGCCAAGCGACUAUCCUAAAAAUGAAGAGGAAAGAAAAAAAGCAGCUCGAAAAUAUAAUCUCCAUCCAGAUGAAUAUGUACCAUUUCCCAAAGAAAGUGAAAUGGGAGAGUACAGAGGAGAUUAUCCUAAUCUUCCAUUAAUUGGACAUGCGGCAAAAGAUCCCUAUUAUCCCUGGGAUAUGCCAGGAGACAGGAGAAAUUAUAAAGAAACUCUUCCUGAAGAAUUUGACAUGAUUGGUCCAGAAAAAAUUGACUGGAUAGGAACUAAACCGAGAAUUUCAAACAGGAAAGCGUUUGUUACAUUUUUUUCAUUUGUUACUAUAUUUGUAUCUGUUAUUCUACUGGCAGAAGAUUAUAAAUAUUUCCCAGCGGUGAUGGAGAAACAAUGGCCACAAGCCGGUGUCAAGCAUUAUACAUUUGAUCCAGCUAAAUAAAUAAUUCUUAAUUUACAGAUAAAAUAAUUAAAUAAGCAGAAUGAAAAUUUGUUAAUAAUCACUCAUUUUUGGUAAAAUAUGUAUAUAAAUAUUCUGCAAAAAAUAUAUAGGAAACGAAUAUUUAAAUUCUUUGUGUUGUUAAAAUUUACCUCUUUUAUGCUUCUGUUAAAACUUCAAAGUUUUUUAUCAUUUCUUCUUAAUUCUUUUUAAAUAUAGAGAAAACCGAAAAAAAAUAAUUUUGUAGAAAA